Messenger RNA from Owenia fusiformis, 748 nucleotides. NCBI's taxonomy places the organism in Eukaryota, Metazoa, Annelida, Polychaeta, Sabellida, Oweniidae. The record is from the annotation of a GenBank genome assembly.
CUCUUUCGUACUCUACGCCAUCUUGGAUUGAAAAAAAUCAAAUAUUUAAAUUAUUUCGUAUUUUCUAUUUUCUUAAACAUUGACACAAUGAAGAGUAUCAGGGCAUUGACAACUCUCAGUCGAAGAGCCAUGUCCACACAGCCUUUAGGGCAAAUACCAAACAAUGCUAAAUACAAGAAACUCCAGGAAUUACAGAAACAUUUCUGUAGGGAUGAUGGCAAACUAGUGUGGCAAAAGAUGGGAACACGUGACACAAUGCUGUUCCAAGGCACCAUGGCUCUUACCAUAUUUGGUGUUGGUUUGAGCCUGUACAAAAUAUUUAUCAUGUCGUUCCCCCAGAAGUCAGAUUAAGGAUUGCUUCAACCACACUUAGGAAAUAUUAACUGUAAAUUGUUGUAUAAUAUAUAGGAUUUGAUAGCAUACUACUUUCACCUAUUAUGGAUUUUACCUAAUAAGGAAUUAUUGCAGUGUCCCUUUGAUAUUGAUGUUAUCAUAACUAGAACAGGAGCGAACGUUUCCAACAUCCUCAUAAUCGACAUCAAUGUCACAAUAUUUUAUUUUUACAUGCGCUACUUUACUAUUUUUGGGAGUUGAAUACUUUCAAUGCAUCAUGUAACUUUAAUUGAAACUUGAAUACCUUAUAAAUGAGUAGUCUGACAAUUUUUUGUGUAGGGCACAUUUCUUAAGAUUCUAGAAAUGUGAAGAUUGUUUGCCAAAUCAUGGGUGAAAAAUAAAGCGUAAAAUAUUA